Molecule: messenger RNA, 213 nt
Organism: Adineta ricciae
Lineage: Eukaryota; Metazoa; Rotifera; Eurotatoria; Adinetida; Adinetidae
Source: the annotation of a GenBank genome assembly
AUGUCGCGUGAUUCAGAUUUCAAAGCAAACAACAGCUCGUCCAUUCCCUCUCCUCCUGCCGAAUGCAAAGUCUUAACUAUCGUUAAUCGUGUUCUUGAUGCUGAUGGUACAAUCUUAAGUGUUGAAUACGGAGAAGUUAGUUGUGAAGCAUUGGCUCGAGAUAAAUUCAAUUUUGCUUUCAAAAAUUAUUUCAAUCGAAGCAAAACAAAUUAA